AUGGCAUUGGAAGAGAGAAGUUUGUUAGAAAUCAUGGCUUCCAUGAACGAUUCAACAAAAAAAAAGUUGGGACACCAGCUUGGAGAACUUGUUCUUGAUUGCACUUUUGAAGGAUACAACUGUCUAGAAGACGGAAAUUUCGACUACUUUUUCAACAAUGCAUUGGGCAAUUGUUAUACUUUCAACGCGGGGAGAAAAUGGCUCCCAAAAAUGUCGUUGAACACCGGAAGAAGGCAUGGUUUGCAGAUGGUACUGAACAUCAACCAGCCCGAAUACGUUUCCAACACUUACGAAGUAUCUGGCAUUCGAUUGGUGGUCCACCAACAUAAAACCAUUCCUUUUCCUGAGGACGAAGGUCUUGCUAUCAAUGCAGGUCAAGUUACGUCCUUAGGCUUGAAACAGAUUAAUUUGAAACGAAAGAGUCCUCCUUAUAACUACUGCUACGACACAGACAACUCAGACCCGAUGGACAACGUUUAUGGUGAAUUGUUUGAUGGAGUCAUUUACAGCACUGGGGGAUGCAUGAGAACGUGCUACCAACGAAACGUCAUCAGUGAGUGUGGGUGUGGCGAUCCCGCCUACCCCCUCAAGGGCCUUGCCAUUAGUGCAAAUAACUCUCUAACUGCUUAUCCUCCAUGCUCCGAAAUUGAUGCAAACCAGUGGCAGUGCUUGCAAUAUGUAACUGAAAUGUACAACAACAAUUCGAUAAAUUGUGAUUGCAAUGAACCUUGCAAAGAGACAACAUACACUGUCACCUUAUCAAUUGGUGCAUGGCCAGCUAACGUUCAAAAGGACAUGUUGUUCGAGAAGUUCCAAGAUAUGGUGAAUUACUCCGUUGCAGACACUUACCAGGAGAACUUAGCUAAGGUGGAACUGUACUACGAGGAAUUCAACCAUGAGCGCAUUGAGGAGAAGCCAUCAUAUGAAUUACCUCAGUUCCUGUCGGACUGUGGUGGGAUCUUGGGACUUUGGUUGGGAAUGUCAGUCCUGACCAUUUGUGAGUUUUUAGAAUUUGGUAUGGAUUUGUUCUUCUUUGGGAUUUGGGAGGGAUGCAAACGAAAGAGGAAAAAAACGAAAGUGGAGGAUAUCAGGAUUGAACAGGAUGCUCCAAAUGCUGCAAGCUUGAAUAUGGUGAACUUGAAGAAAAACCCAAUGGAGACAUCCAAGAAAAGAGCGUCUUUUGUUGAUAGUCCAUUUUAUAUCAACUGAAUUCUGUGUCGUAUUUAGCGUGCAAAAUUUUAACUGAAACAAACAAGACAUUUAUCUGAAACCUACAUUUUAAUGUUAAAAGGAAAUUUAUUAUUUUUUAGGUCUGAAAAAAUAUAUUUCAAACUAUCACCCAGUCAGAGUUUUUUACUUUAUCGAUAUAAAAAUUUUGCUCUUUAGAAUUUCACAAGUUGUUCUUUUUUCUCUUAACGACAAAUGUUUUUCAAGUU
Helobdella robusta is the source of this 1436-nucleotide messenger RNA. RefSeq lists its product as hypothetical. Gene Ontology annotation, cellular component: membrane. Gene Ontology annotation, molecular function: ligand-gated sodium channel activity. The transcript has 10 exons. Bases 1 to 1209 code for a protein of 402 amino acids. NCBI's taxonomy places the organism in Eukaryota, Metazoa, Annelida, Clitellata, Rhynchobdellida, Glossiphoniidae. Gene Ontology annotation, biological process: sodium ion transmembrane transport. The record is from RefSeq and is a predicted model, not a curated record.